This is a messenger RNA of Colletotrichum graminicola M1.001, 639 nucleotides long. Its product is annotated as ADP-ribosylation factor family protein. NCBI's taxonomy places the organism in Eukaryota, Fungi, Ascomycota, Sordariomycetes, Glomerellales, Glomerellaceae. Gene Ontology annotation, molecular function: GTP binding; GTPase activity. The transcript is spliced from 2 exons. Gene Ontology annotation, cellular component: Golgi apparatus. Gene Ontology annotation, biological process: protein localization to organelle; intracellular protein transport; Golgi to plasma membrane protein transport. The record is from RefSeq and is a predicted model, not a curated record. The coding region runs from base 1 to 639 and encodes 212 amino acids.
AUGUAUCACCUCGCAAAGGGCCUCUACCUUCUGGCCACCAGCAAAGAAGAGUACUCCGUCAUCCUCCUCGGCCUCGACAAUGCCGGCAAGACCACCUUCCACGAACAGGUCAAGUCUCUCUUCCUCCCCGGAAACCCCGAUCCGAAGCUCAAGACGGUACCGACGGUGGGACAGAACGUCUCGACCAUCACCCUGCCGGACAUGUACCUCAAGAUCUGGGACGUGGGCGGCCAGCACUCGCUGCGUCGGCUGUGGCAGAGCUACUACUCCUCGGCGCACGCCAUCGUGUUCAUCAUCGAUUCGACCGACAUUGGCAACGGGACCCUGGAGAACAACAGCUCGGGGCGCCUCGAAGAGUGCCGCCUCGUGCUCGAAGACGUGCUGCAGCACUCCGAGACCGAGGGCGUGCCGGUGCUGGUGCUGGCCAACAAGCAGGACCGCGAGGACUGCGUCGAAGUCGUGAGGAUCAAGGAGGGGCUUGUGAAGAAGGUGUUUGAGGGCGAGAAAGCGAGCAGCAUCCGCGACUCGAGGGUGCUACCUGUCAGCGCGCUGACGGGGACGGGCGUCAAGGAGGCGGUGGAGUGGGUGAGAUCAAGAGUGAAAUGGAACAAGGAAUCGCGGCCGCCGGUGAUGCGGUAG